AUGAAUGUCCUUCUAAAAGACACCGAAAAGGGCAUCAAGGCUCAACUCCGUCCAGUCGCCGAGGCAAGCAAAAUCAAGUUCGAAACCAAUGAGUUGCCGUCCGACGACGAUGUACAAACCCGAAACGACCAAGAGGCCAAGGAAUACUUUUUCAACGGAGGAAUGGACGCACUCGAAGAAUGCAUCGUUCGGCAUGGGUUGCGCGACUCGGGUUGCUUUGUCAAGUUGACCACUCGCUCACCCAAAGACGUCGUGGUGGCCAAGGAGAUUGCCAAGCAGGCGUUUCGAGCCCGUCGAGAGCACGGCGAGUUUGGGCACUUGGCAUUUGAGGAUAUUCCCGAUCACUCGAGCCGAUGGGCAGCCUUUGGUGAGGAAAUGAGACAAGCCUUGAAGGUCCGGAGUGACAACCACGCCGGCAACUGGAAAUUGGGCCUGGUGGUGCGUCGAUGGGAUGACCGCUGUCAACCGCACCGCGAGUUCCGGGCAUUUGCGUGGAAUGGGAAGCUGACGUGCGUCGGACAAUACUUUAGUCUUUUGCGCUUUGAAUCCCUCCAGGGUGCGCCAUGUGUUGGAGAAAGUAGAACGCGAUGCACGAGCCAUCUUUCGCCAAGUCAAGGAUCUCGUUCCUUUGCCCGGCAAAAAAUGGAUCUGGUAAUUUGCGACAAGCCGUACUUGGUGGACAUCAAUCCCUUUGAUGGAGUUGGUCUCGGCACCAUGAAAGCCUCCACGGGGCUGUUUGAUUGGGAUCGCGACCGUGAUAUCAUGACAGGACGGCAACCGUUCCAAAUCCGUGUGCAACGCCUAUAUACCCCUUACAGCGGAUGA
This is a messenger RNA of Seminavis robusta, 825 nucleotides long. NCBI's taxonomy places the organism in Eukaryota, Bacillariophyta, Bacillariophyceae, Naviculales, Naviculaceae. The record is from the annotation of a GenBank genome assembly.